AUAAUAUUUUCUUAAAAUGUAUGUUUGUGCUAUAAAAAAUAUCAAGUGGGGUAAGUCAAUAAUUCUUUAACAAUUUUGUUCAUGUAAAAUGCAGUUGUUGUUGAAAUGGAAAGGAGAUAUAUAUGGCAGAAAAGUCACCUAUCUCGUGACAAAGUAAUCCUGGUUUAUGAUAUGCAUAAAUAUUUGAGUAAAAAUGCACUCUCAUGAAUUAUAAAUCAUUCUUUUUUUUUAGAGAAAGAUUUAUUUUGAUGGCAGUUAUAUUAACGGAAAUGGAAUACGAUAUCGUGUGAUAUUCACCGUGUUUCGAUUUGAUCAUAAACACACAAAAUUUGUUGCUUCGUGCUUCUCUGAUAACUUCUAUUUUCACAUCAGAAUUUUUCUGAUAUCCAUUUUAUAUCCACGUAUACAAAACCAAUUAAAAAUACACUUCAAAAUAACAAUUUAUUUAAUUGACAUUAAUUACUUAGACGUUUCACAUUUAUUUCUGUGCUAUUUUUUUUCUAAGACCAAUCAAGAUAGUACGUCCAGUUUUUUUAUGAUUUUCAAUAUUUUAGCAAUUGAAAGAAAUAUAUGAAAGAGUAAACGGAAAGGAUGAGACACGUCCUUCCGGUAAUCAAAGUGCACUUAACUGACUAAAUAGAGUCCUUUUCGUGGAGGCUAAGUCGAUUUCAGAAAAACACCGUUUAAAUGAAAUGGAAAUGAUCGAUUGCACCGGCAACUAGUGCGUAAAUGCAAAUCCUCUAGCAUUCGUAUCGCUUUCCGCGCGCACGAGCGAUCACUUUUUCGCGUGCAAAUCAUUGACAUCAUAUUCUCAAUCAGUUUGACUCGAGCGAAUAUAAUUUCCGGACCCGAUUCAACUGUGUUUAAUCCCCAUGGUUGCUAAUUUGCUUAAACCAAUAUCCACAGGGUCGAAAACAUAAUUAAUAUAAUGCAAUACGUUAAUUAUAAUUUGCUCAUUUCUAUUUAGCGCAUCUAUAAUAAUUGCGCUUUCCUUUUAUACAACAAUAUUAUGUCUGUAUAAUAAUUUUCGUUUCAUCAAAAUUGUACUUUUUGUAAAUAUACUUAAAAAUUCAUUCGAAAUGAUUGAUGUGUAGACAGGAAAAAAAUAUUCCCUAAUGUGCAUCUAAGAAUUUUUUCAGCGAUGGAACGAUGAAUUAUCGAUAAGAGCCAAAGAGUCGUGAAACAUGCGACGGAAUUUCAUAUCGCUCGCGUGUUUCUCGAUCCUCAAACAAUGUAUCGCGACGACACACGAAUCUCACGAUUCAAUAUAUACGUAUGUACAUAUACCUUCAAAUUUUCGUCAAAGAAAGAGAUGAUGACAGCCGAGCCGGUCACACGCGCCGGGACACGAUUGAUUGGGGUCAUCCCCGCGGUAACCGAUGGACAAACAUAAAUAAACCGCGGGACACCUUGGAGCGAGACGCCUGCGAACCGCCUCGCCAGUAGACAGCUAACCGCGUAACAUCCGCUUUGGAGUUUUCGGAACGUGUAGAUGACGAAUCCGAGGGAAGAACCGUCCCGACGAUGUCGCCUAACGAUAGCCAUCGGCUACCAGCACCGCUUUCAUCCACGGGUCGUAUAACUGGACCGUGAAGGCCGUGUUGCCGACCCGGCGUUCUACUUCCAUAUCGCUUUGACGUCUGCUUGCGAGAUCGAACUGACGAUUAUUAAACUCAAUAUAUAAACGCAGUUGCAAGUUUAAUCGCGUGGGGAAUUAAGUGCGCCAAGCAUUUUUCUUCAAGCGACCAACUUUGGCGCGCUUUUCCUCUUGAUAUAUCCUUGGCGGGAGCGAAAGAGCGUUGACAUAAAUGAUAUUUAUAGCUCCCGAGCUUUAAUCCGUGUGUCGCUGAAAAUAUCUUCGAUGGACCAAGCUGAUUAUACUCUUACUGUACUCCUGGGAACGUUGAAUCCAGCGGCGAUUGUUCCAAGCUUUUAGUUUUCAAGCCGAAGAUCGCUUCCCGCUCAUGAUCAUGAUUUUCUGUCGCGUCGCGAAGACUUGUAUGAUUCUGCACGUUUUAUCGACGAUUUUUACGGUCCACGGAGUAGAGGGUGCGUCGAGCGGAGGCGACAAAAAGAAACCGGCAAAAUCGAGACCGGUGAAUCUCUGUAGGCCUAGGAUUUCGAGAUUAAUUAAUCGCCUGAUUCAGUUUUAUCCUUUUUCUUUCUUUGCAUGCCACGUCGGGGCGCGACGCUUUUUCCCCCAAUUAGUUAUAAUUAAUGGCGUGAAGAACAAGGCGGCCAACGCGAGCGUGACUGCCGCCUUGAAGGCUCUGAAGGAGAGAUAUCCGGAUCAUCUAGGCACGGUGUGGUCCGUGCGAAUCAACGAGAGCGAUUCCAGCGAGAGCCUCGAUAGUAUAUGCGACGCCUGGAGUUCGGCUGUCAGCAGAGGCGGCUCCGCCGUUCCAGAUCUGAUCCUAGAUGUGACGAGAGCCGGCCCAGGCUCCGAUAUGUCCAGUUCAUUCACCGCAGCCAUGGGAGUCCCAACCUUAUCUGCCCAAUAUGGCCAGGAGGGUGACAUUCGGGCCUGGAGAGAUCCGACUCUUGAUCAGAAAAAUUACUUGGUCCAGGUAAUGACACCGGGCGAUCUCAUGCCCGAGGCGAUUCGGCAGUUGGCGAUCCAGAUGAACAUCACUAAUGCCGGCAUUCUCUUCGACAAGACUUUCAUCAUGAAUCACAAAUAUAAGAGUUUGUUGCUGAACGUGCCGACUAGACACGUCAUCAAUGAGCUGCAGUUGUCGCUCGACACAAUUAAGGAGCAAUUGUCGAAGAUGCGAGAUCUGGAUGUGGUUAACUUCUUUCUGCUGGGCGACGAAAAAUCCGUCGAUAUAGUGCUGGACGCCGGGGAAUCGUUGUACUUCAAUGGACGGAAGUACGGCUGGUUCGUUUUGAGCUUGGAUGACGAAUCGUGGCCGUCCUGUCCAUGCGAGAACAUGACCGUGUUGUUCCUGAAGCCGGUACCGCCGACGGUGGGCAAUCAAAGCCAGCCGGAGCCGAUCGCGAGGACGAUACUCCCGAAACCGUUUAUCACAUCCGCGUUUUAUUACGACUUGACCUUGCUGGGAGUUCGGGCGAUGAAGUCAGCCUUGGAUAACGGCGACUGGCCUUUGGAACCACGUCAAAUCGAUUGUAACAUUUAUAACGAGACAAACACACCGACGAGGAACAUAGAUUUCCUGUCUAAACUGAUUGCGACCUCGAAGAAUAUGACGCCGACGUACGCCGGCAUCAGUUGGGGUAAGAAAAAUGGGGAGCACGGCGCGGAUUUUAAGGUAAACAUGUACAUGGUGAACAUCGAACGGGAAAAGAUCUCGACGAAGAUACUAAGCGGAGAAUGGCAGACGGGCAUCGAGAUGCCUUUGCAGAUCACCAACGAGGAGAUCAUGAACAAUAGCGCGGUGACAAGCUACAGGGUGGUCGUUGUUCAACAUCCGCCCUUCGUGAUGUUCGACAACGAGACUAAUCAUUGGUACGGCUUCUGCAUCGAUUUACUGGAUGCGAUUCGCGAGACUGUACCUUUCGAGUAUGAAAUACGCGAGGUGGAGGACCAGCAGUACGGAUCGCUGAAUGAAAACGGUAGCUGGGACGGCCUGAUGAGGGAGCUGAUAGAUAAGAGAGCCGAUAUUGCCCUGGGCUCGCUGUGGGUGAUGGCAGAACGGGAGAAGGUCGUGGACUUUACGGUGCCCUAUUACGAUCUGGUCGGUCUGACGAUCAUGAUGCAGAAGACGAAGACGUCGACAUCGCUCUUCAAGUUUCUCACUGUACUGGAGAGGGAUGUCUGGCUCUGUAUCCUAGCGGCUUACUUCUUCACAAGCUUCCUCAUGUGGGCGUUCGAUCGCUGGUCGCCUUACAGUUAUCAGAAUAAUCGUGACAAGUAUAAGGAUGACGAGGAGAAGCGGGAGUUCAAUCUCAGGGAGUGCUUCUGGUUUUGCAUGACUUCUUUGACUCCUCAGGGUGGUGGCGAGGCGCCGAAAAAUUUGUCCGGCAGGUUGGUGGCGGCUACGUGGUGGCUCUUCGGAUUCAUCAUCAUCGCGUCCUAUACAGCGAAUCUGGCGGCUUUCCUCACAGUAUCCAGAUUGGAGAUACCCAUCGAGACGUUGGAAGAUCUUAGCAAGCAGUACAAGAUACAGUAUGCGCCUACAGUGAAUUCACCGGCGUACGUCUACUUUCAGAGGAUGGCGAACAUCGAGGCGCGGUUUUAUGAAAUUUGGAAAGAUAUGAGUCUGAAUGACAGCUUGUCGGACGUGGAAAGGGCGAAAUUAGCCGUUUGGGAUUAUCCAGUCAGUGACAAAUAUACAAAAAUGUUCCAAGCCAUGAAAGAAGCUGGUUUCCCGACCAAUAUCGAUGACGCUUUAAAGCGAAUUCGACGCGAGGGUCCAUAUGCGAAUAACGAAUUCGCUUUUAUCGGAGAUGCCUCGACCAUCAAAUAUCUUGUUCUUACAAAUUGCGAUCUCACUCAAGUUGGAGAGGAAUUUUCGAGGAAACCGUAUGCUAUCGCUGUUCAACAAGGAUCACCAUUGAAGGAUCAAUUUAAUAACGCAAUCCUCAUAUUGUUGAACAAGAGAAGAUUGGAAAAGUUGAAGGACAGAUGGUGGAAGGACAAUCCUGUGCGGAAGAAUUGCGAUUUAGAAAAUGAUCAGAGCGAUGGUAUUAGUAUUCACAAUAUUGGCGGUGUAUUCCUCGUAAUUUUCGUAGGCAUCAUCUUUGCUUGCUUCACGUUAGCAUUCGAAUAUUGGUAUUAUCGUUAUCGUGGGAAAGUUAGCGAAUUACAUAAAGAUAAAGAUAAGUCUCUUAAAACUAAGAUGGCGAAGGUAAUCAAGCCGAUAAGAUUCAAUUUACAUCCCGCUCCCACGCAUGGGUUUAAACCUGUGCAAUUUAGAUCGAGAUUUUAAGUUCUAUCAUUUGAGAUAUACAUAUGUGAAAUAUUGAUAGUAAAUAAGUAUAAGAAUAAAAUUAUCGCACAAAGAAAUACAAAAUUAUUUUUAGACAAUGUGUUGGUUUUCUACAAGAUUUUCAAUAUUUUUUAGAUUCUUGAAUCGUCAUAUUAAUGUGACAGUAAAGCAUUAUUGUAAUAUAUGAUAACUUUUUAGAUCAACUUGUGCAUGCUCUUAGCGUAUAUUAUGCUAUACAUGUAUUUGUCCGAAUGAAAGGAAAGGAUGUAACUUUCGAAAUAUUUGGAUGGAAUAUGUGGAAUAAAUAUGCGAAGAGAUGGAAAAUUCUAAA
This is a messenger RNA of Nylanderia fulva, 5220 nucleotides long. Lineage: Eukaryota; Metazoa; Arthropoda; Insecta; Hymenoptera; Formicidae. The record is from RefSeq and is a predicted model, not a curated record.